Messenger RNA from Porites evermanni, 8099 nucleotides. NCBI's taxonomy places the organism in Eukaryota, Metazoa, Cnidaria, Anthozoa, Scleractinia, Poritidae. The record is from the annotation of a GenBank genome assembly.
AUGAAGCGGAGCCGGCGGAAUGCGUUUGCUCUUGGCAAAAAGGAAGACGGAAGUCCCGACCCAACGGCGCAAUCGGCAGUUGAAGAAGUUUUUGGAGUGGUUCCUUCGGAUGAUUCGGUGGUGUUAGAUAAUAUGGAGAGUGGAUCAGAAAGAUCUUUGGCUCAUUUGACAAAUGAACAGAUUACAGGUAACAUCAAAUGCUUAGAAGCUAAGCGAUCUUAUGGAAGAGUCCUUAAUAAUGGCAGUUGCAAAAAUAUUAGCGCGCGCAGGUUGACCAUAUGUGAAAAUGAAUGAAUGAAUGAACGAAUGAAUAAAUGAACAAAUGAACAAAUGAACAAAUGAACAAAUGAACGAGUGAACGAGUGAACCAAUGAACGAACAAUGAACGAAUGAAGGAACAAACGGACGGACGGACGGACAGACGGACGGACGAAGGAAAGAAUGAAGCGUCACGCAGCUUUGGAAUCCCUUUAAGCUUUCCGAUGGCCAAUACACUGAGUAUUGAGGCUUCUUUACGCAAUUGCAUAAAUUGCGUUCACUGCGACGAUCAUUUCUUCAUUUUCAUCUUCAUUUUCACACUGAGUAUUGUUAUCAGCUCCGAUCAAUAGAUGAAACCAGACUGUACACUUAUGUAUACGAACAAGCAAUACAUGCACUAUUCUGGCAUAAAAUACUGCCUUGUAUUUCAUUACUUUCCAGCAUUUAGGGAGGUGUUCGACCUUUUCGACAGCAAUGGCGGAGGAACGAUCGACGCAGAAGAAUUGGACUUGGCUCUGAAAUCUGUUGACAUUCAGCUGUCACCAGAUGAUUUAGCAGAAGUGUUGGUGACAAUGGAUAAGGACGGUAAGGAACUUUGGUAAUGAUGAUGAUGAUGAUGAUGAUGUUGUUGAUGAUGAUGGUAUUGGCGGUGGUGAUGAUGAUGAUGAUGAUGAUGAUGAUGAUGAUGAUGAUAAGGAGGUACUAUGGAAGUGUUCAAAACCUGAAUAAGACGCUUUUGAUAGCAUUAAGGCUGCUAUCUGUUUAGAUUUUAUUUUACGUCACUAUGACGUCAAAAACCUGGUUGGGGGGGGCUGUAUAACCUGAUCUUCAUUUUAAGGUGGCUCCGUAAUUAAUACAAGAGCAUUUAGCUGUGACAAAUUUUCCGUCAUAACUUUUUGGUUUUUAACGCGAUGGCUGCGAAACUUUGCAAAGAACAACAGAUAUCAUUCGGCAAUAAUACGAAAUAUUCCGAUUUCAUUGAUGGUAAAUAUUUCUUGAGAAAUUAGCGCUUAAAAGGACCCUACUGUUCAAAGAAAAUCGCGUCUAGUAAAAAAUUUUGCUGAUAUUUUUUACUGAAAUUUCUGGUAUCGGCUUUAAUUGAUAUAAUAAAUAUGCCCGAGGAAUUUCAGAAAAAUCGUUGGAGCAGAAGUCCGUAACUAAAAGUCGCUCAAAAUUCAGCUGUGAAAUUGUUUUGGAAUUUCAAAAAUAAAUUACCAUCAGGAAGAAGGAGCCAUCAGUUUGAAUUUUCGGGACAAGUUAAUUCAACGUUUGCUAAUUCUUAAAACGAAAGCCAAUUGCCUAUCGUGCUAUUCUUUAAAAGGUACUUUUUAGUUUUAGAAGCACUAUAAAUUGCUCCAAACCUUGCUCUGAAGUAGAAUGACUUGUUCUUCGACAUUUUUAAAAUAUCCCUUGGCAGUUUUGGCUCAAACUCCUGCUGCAUACAUUUUGAUGUAUUGCAAUACAUUUUCAACGACUUUUACUGCUGUUCGUUGCUUCCAACUCAGGAAAAAAGUAUUGAGAUUGGACGCUUCCUCGUAUCAGAGCUCAGACAGAACUGUCCAGCACCUUUGUUUAUGACUACAAAAUGAGCACGGGCGGCGGUUCUGCGAGGAAUUCGCACCUCACCCAGGGGGGACGAACGACCACGAUGACCAUGCCUGUGAACCGAAUAACAUCGCAGUGCAAAAUAAAAUUAUCGCAAAAAUACUGCCUGUGCUUAAAUUUACAACUCUGAAAUUUUUGUCACUCCUUCCUUCAAUGAAUGGGUAUUUUUUUCUUGAUUAUUAGGUUUUGCUCUACAAUACAUGUUUAUACAGAUCGGUUCACAGACAUGGGCAUCAUUGUCAUUCGUCUCCCCUGGCUGAGGUGCGAAUUCCUCGCAGAACCGCCGCCCGUGCUCAUUUUGUAGUCAUAAACAAAGGUGCUGGACAGUUCUGUCUGAGCUCUGAUACGAGGAAGCGUCCAAUCUCAAUACUUUUUUCCUGAGUUGGAAGCAACGAACAGCAGUAAAAGUCGUUGAAAAUGUAUUGCAAUACAUCAAAAUGUAUGCAGCAGGAGUUUGAGCCAAAACUGCCAAGGGAUAUUUUAAAAAUGUCGAAGAACAAGUCAUUCUACUUCAGAGCAAGGUUUGGAGCAAUUUAUAGUGCUUCUAAAACUAAAAAGUACCUUUUAAAGAAUAGCACGAUAGGCAAUUGGCUUUCGUUUUAAGAAUUAGCAAACGUUGAAUUAACUUGUCCCGAAAAUUCAAACUGAUGGCUCCUUCUUCCUGAUGGUAAUUUAUUUUUGAAAUUCCAAAACAAUUUCACAGCUGAAUUUUGAGCGACUUUUAGUUACGGACUUCUGCUCCAACGAUUUUUCUGAAAUUCCUCGGGCAUAUUUAUUAUAUCAAUUAAAGCCGAUACCAGAAAUUUCAGUAAAAAAUAUCAGCAAAAUUUUUUACUAGACGCGAUUUUCUUUGAACAGUAGGGUCCUUUUAAGCGCUAAUUUCUCAAGAAAUAUUUACCAUCAAUGAAAUCGGAAUAUUUCGUAUUAUUGCCGAAUGAUGUCUGUUAUUCUUUGCAAAGUUUCGCAGCCAUCGCGUUAAAAACCAAAAAGUUAUGACGGAAAAUUUGUCACAGCUAAAUGCUCUUGUAUUAAUUACGGAGCCACCUUAAAAGUCCUAAAUAAAAGCAGAGCGUUCAUUUUACGGAUAAAAUCAAACUAAUUGUUUAAGAUCGAACAAGAGGUCAAACUUAAUUGAACCAGUUUCGCCGGACCUUGGGGAUUUUGUUAGAAGUCAUCAGAAAAAGAUAUCCUAACUACAUUCGAUUCCCCUUAUUAAUUUAUAAUCGUUAACUUUCACGGUGUGCGUACUUUAGUUAACUUUACUCUACUUACUGUUUACAGGAAAUGGUGAAAUUGACUUUCAGGAGUUUCUCAACUUGAUGACCAACACUGAACGCUUUUUAGAAGGAUUUGGUGAGCCUAUCAAAAGUAGUCGUAUUUUUCCUGAAAGUAUUUAUUCGUUGGACAUUUGGCUCUAAUUGAAACAACUGGUAAAACGAAUUUCCUUUUCUCCAAAAUAUACUUACAGAACCAUCUUGUACUGCAGUACAAUUAAAACCACAGAUAAGUACAUAGUACUUAGUAAAUUUGUUUUAAUUAGCCACACCUCAGGAUUGACAACACAGACUAUAAGGUAUGAUAACCUUCUAACCACCUCUGAUGUAGGAAAGCACGGCUUACUAGCUUUCAUUUGAUAGUAACACUUUAGGAUUGUACCGAGAAUUAGAACCGCGUCUUUUACAGCAUAACGAACAGUACCACAGGAAAGAAAGAAGCUUUCAUAAUAUUCAGAGGAUAUCAACCACACUUGAGAAUCAUAAGUUGGAAACACGCCUUGUGCAGAAUGAAAGAAAGUACCACAGGAAAACCUGAAAACUAGGCAAUUCUAAUUUUUUUUAGUAAUACUUUUAUUGAUUUCAACAAAGAACGUUAAUAUUCAGAGGAAAACAACACUUAUUACGCAUUCUGAUCAACGUUUUAUUGCUUUCAAUCUUUCUGAAUGGCAGCCACGGGACAGGAAAAGAGAAAACGUGAAAAUCUGCUGUUUGAUGCGCUGACACAGUUCAUGAAGAGAUCUGCUCUUCAUUCCAUUAAUGAGAUAGUAGGGUAAGCAUAUGGGCUAUGGGGGGUGCACCAUUUGCAACGAGGGGUCUCCUCUGCUUGGUGGAGAAACUAGGGAGCUUACGUGAGUGAAUUUGCGCUGCCUCAAACUUAAUCGCGCUUAUUCCAUCUCGUUUAAUUCGUCAAAUGUCGGCAAACUUUUUUUGAAGUUGAAUUCUAAAGGACUCAGUGCAUCAAAGUUCAGGAAAAGAAAAAGGAAGUAGUUGUCUUUUGUUCCCGUCCUCGACAAAACGUGAAAUUAGGCAGUUUCACGUUGUAGUUGUGCAACGACGGCAGAGAAAUGUACAAAAGAGUGUGAUGCACGUGCAAAGCUGUUGUUGUGCUGGUCUAAACCCAUUGCUUUUUUGCCGUUCUCGUUGCCGUCGCCGUCGUCGUUGCGUAUUCCUUGCUACAGCUGUAGGACGCAGUUAAUUCAGGUGUUUGAUUUACCCCCCUGCCAUUGGUUAGGCUCGGUUUUAGAUCUCCCCGCGCCAACGCUGGCAGAUCUCAUUAAUCUCCCUAAUCUCCCAAUAAGUCUCCGUAUGCUGGGCCACUGCACGUUGUUUUCGGUAAGGUGCAUGAUAAACACUCACAUGCAUCCAUAUUAAUAACCUCUAUUUCCUCUCAGUUUUUAUCACACAAAGUACAAGCGCAUCCAGGCGCCUCAUGUGGUUGGGCACUACGCAGCAGGGGCUCGCCUCAUAGGCCUGACAGAGAACCAGCUAAGAAAGCACAUGGAGAGCCUGAAGGCCAGGCACGCAGCUGAUGACAAUAAGUCCCCGUAUGCUGAGCCACUGCGCAUUGUUUUUGGCAAGGUGCGUCUGUUGUGCCCAUGGAAAACUCGAUUUGCAGUGAUAAUUAAUACCCUGGGGAUUAUGCAAAAAAUGAACAUACAAUAAGUUACAUGUAUUUCACCCCAUCACUUUAAAUAGGCUCUUUGCACGACUUGAUCACGUGAUCAACUUUUGGUAGACACGAAAACAGUUCACUUUUGAAAAAUUUGUUAGCACAAGCUGAAAGAGCAUAUUAAAAAUAAGUAACCUGAGAAUUUUCAGCCGUAUAUCUCAAAAGUAGCGAUUGCAACGGCCGCCGAAAGUUAGAGGCAUUUGUAUGAGAAAAACAACUUUUGCCAUCUAGUCACAUUUUUAUGGUUUUCCAUACCAAUCCAUGCACGCGUGACUGGUUUUUCAAAAGCGAACUGUUUUCGUGUUUACCGAAAGCUUAUCACGUGAUCAAGUCAUGCAAAGAGCCUAUAGAGUACCGAAGUGAUGACGCCAUGAAAAUGAUAUUUGUGAAAUUAUGGGAUUUGUUAAGAUAUUCUGAAAGAACAACGUCGAAGACGCCUACUCGCCAAAAAUUAGCAAUUCGGGGAAUUUGUCUCUGAGACAUUAGCCCAGUUAUGCUGUGACGAUUCCAUACAAAUCCUUCUAAAUUUGGCUCGGUUCAUAAGAUUAGGAACCAGGUAAGAUUUAGAAGGAUUUGUAUGGAGUCAUCGGAGCAUAACUGGGCUAAUAUCUCAGAGACAAUUAGCCCCAAACUGCUAAUUUUUGGCGAGUAGUCGUCUUGGACGUUGUUCUUUCAAAUCCCAUAAUUUCACAAAUUUUCAUUUUCUAUGACGUCACACUUCGGCACUCUUUUGAGGCUGCAAAAGCGAAGUAACCGGCGUUUUGCGACCCACCCUCUCAAAUUCCCACCCAGCAAGUAAAUUGGGGUUGAUCCCGUCCCUCUUUACUGUUUUGGUCACAAUGUAAUUCACUGUUGUAAAAACAUUUGUCCCAUUAAAGCGAUAUGUGACUGGCAAGUUUUGGCCAAUCACAUUAGAGGUAGACAACCCAAUCAAAACCCAAAGCAAGCGCCAAGAGCGCAAAUAUUGUAAGUGACGUUUCAGAGGGACAACGCAACGAAGAUAGUAGUGUCCAACACAAGACAGAAAAACCCUUUUUGAAUUAAACCCCUUUUCCUUUUCCGAGGUAAAAGUUUCAUGAAUUCUGCAGCGGCAUAUUUAGCCAAGGAGGGCUAAAUAUAAAAUUAAACUUAUGUUACCUUCAUUUUGGAAAAAGUUGUAUGAACGCCUUCUCUCAUCCACUGCCUGUCUCCUCUCCCCUCCCCCCCUCCUCCCUUUCCCCUUUUUGCGCCUUUACACAGGCUAUGAAUAACCCGUUCAGUUAAUUAAAAAUAGAUUAUUUCGAAGUUUGAAUAUUGUGUAUUGUAUCUCUGUACUUUCUUUAGGUAACGAACUAAUAUUGAUUAUAAACUUCGAUUGUAGGUAGUAAGGAAAAAACGCCCGAAAAGCCGGGUUAGACCAGUCGGGCCUGACAACCCGGAAAUGUCUCACACUCGUGGCAAAAUUCGACUAAAUUUUGGGAGAUUGAGUCUGCAGAGAACCUCAUCUAAUCCUGAUCUGAUUAGCAAGACCCCUGCUAUCCAAGACAGGGUAAGUUUGUAAAGGUGCACCUUGGAAUCUCACUUAGAUACAUAUUAAUUCGAAAUAUAGCACUAGAAUUACUUUCACACACUCAAACAUUGGAAACCAGGGAGGUAAACAGGACCACAAGAAAGGACUGCGUUAUUAAUAUUUAUUUUACGUGGUCAUGCAUAAUUAGCGGGGGUCUGGUAACUAAGAACUAAGCUAUCCUUGGUGCUUGCCGAAAGAAUCGCAUUGCCUCUGCCAAUGACAUUGACUAAGUCUUGGUUCAAACCUCGAAUUUCGCUUGUGCCGAAUUUAAUGGUACAGAAAACCUAUUGUUCUCGCUCAUUUGCAUUAGGUUCGGCACAUGUACAUGUGAAAUGAGACGUUUGAACCGUCAGCACCGUCAGCCUCAGGUUUGUUAGUCACGGCAGAUGAUUAUUUCGAGCUACCGACGUAAAAUAAAGACUCUACCUUUACCCUUUUUGGUUCGCAAGCACGUGAUAAGGUGGCCAUGAUGGUAGUAAAAACGAAAAUUUUUUUGAAGAUUUAUCAUGAUAAUAGAGUCUGGUUUCCAGCGGAGAGAAAUGCUUUUGUUCUUGUUCACCUUGAUUAGCCUCCCUGACGUCAAGUACAAACCAGGAAUAUCAUCUUUUUCAGCAUUCCAUCACUCCCGCUGGUCAGUUACUAAUGUCGCGUCAAGACCAAGGAAAGCGAGAAUCCCUAAGACCCCCACUGAAGAAAAACGGAUGGGUGAGCCAGCGGAUUAAGCCAUUUGUAGUGGAACUGCCGAGCGUCGACGUAAAACAAGAAAAGAAACGAAAUAAACCUAAACAGAAUAUAAACCUCACCUUCGAUGAUCUACCAAAAAUACGCGAAAAGGCGAGUAUAAAAAAGCCAGUUACUGUAUAUAUAUGCUAACGUAGUGAGCCGCCUAAAGUUGCUCAGGUGGAGCGCUGGUUGAUUUUGUCCUCAGGCUUCUCUCCUACUCGUCACCUAGGUAGGGGAGAACCCUGGGAACGAGGUUGAGCGAUGAUACGCCAAGCGAGAGGUCGAGUCAAAGAUACCACCCUAUUGAUACCCUCUGUUAGGUAAUCCGUAUCUCGGAAUCCAGGAAAUUUUUGCGUCCCGGAUCCAAAAUUUAGCUCAAGGAAUUCUGAAUCCCGCUAACGAUUAGCAUCCGGAAUCCAAGGUUGUUUACCAUUUACCACAAGUUCCAGGAAAUUUCGGUUGAGAUGUAAAUGGUAAACGUUUUUUUGGUUCGUCCCACUGGAAAAUUCCCGGGACAAACGGAAACUCUGAGAAGGUAGUCCCGUUUUCCCGGUUGGGACGUUCCGAAUGGAAAUUCGUUCACCAUUUACAAGUUUCUUGAGUUUCGUCCUAUAGUUGUUGUAACUAGAAUCCAGUUUAGCGCGGCGCGACAGUCCAGAAAUUUUAGGCAAAUGGUAAACGACACGUAACGUUCUUACGGAACGAAAAGUCCCGACCAAAAUUUCCGGACUUUUUUUAUAAAUGGUAAACAACCCAAGUCUCACUGGCUAGGAAUCCAGAAUCGAAGACUGUCUUGGAUUACCGUUUUUUAAUACAUAGGGUGGAAAAACCUUCCUUUUUAUAGGUUGCCCAGGCAAGAGAAGUUCAUUUUAAACGACUUAGAGAGACUAAAAGUAAAGACAGCGAGGAACAUUGGAAAUCACUGGGUCCAAGCCACAUUGACUCGGACGUGCUUAGAAACUACUUCAGGCUCGCUUUUAAUUCCUAUACACCAUAUGUGACAAUAAAACUGGCCUGA